AUUAAUGGAUUGGUUUACUCUUGAUUUGAUAUUAAUGAAUGGGGAUACUGAUUAAUUUUGAGAAUUGUCUGGUUUCAAUUGUAAUGGCCUUUAAUUUUUUGCCUUUAAUUUUUUGCUUUUCAAAUGUGCUGCCCUUCGAUAACCGGUAUCCUUUUUCGUUUUCUGUUCAUUUUUGCCAUUUCAGGUAUAGAGGUAUUUUGAUAAUAUAGCUUUUUAAUUUAGACCACUAGUGUCAUUAUCCAACGAAAAUUUUUAAGAAAUCUUUGAAGUCUAUGUCCUGUUUUAACCACGGACAGACAAGGAAGUUCCCUUGAUGGAGAGAAUUCAUGGGUGCCUUAUAUCAGUACCCCCAUCCUCACCCUUGCAAUUGCUCGAGGGUUUAUGCUGCUUUUCCAAGAUGCUCAAUAAACCUCUCAGCUAUUUCCAGAGCCAGAAUUCACAAAUCAAGUGUGACACCUCAAGAGAUUCACCAAGAAAUAGAGUUACUUGAAUCUUUGCGGGUGUUGCAGAGAAAGAGCAUGGCCGGUGGGCUUUCUGCUUAUUCAGGUGAAUUGGAUCUUCUCCUUCAGUCUUGUGGAAACAAGAAAGACUUGGAAGCAUGCAGAAAGGUUCAUGAAUUGAUCCAAUUGAGUGAUUUGAAUGGCAACGUCAUGUUGAAUACCAGGCUUAUUAGUGUGUAUUCCAUAUGUGGGAGCCCAUUAGAAGCUCGCCAUGUUUUUGAUGUUCUCAAAGAAAAGAAAUUGUUACAAUGGAAUUCACUGAUUAGUGGGCACACAAGGAAUGGCCUCUUUGAAGAAUCGAUAGCCAUUUUCUCUGACUUACUUGGUGAAAACCUUCAACCUGAUUGUUUCACCUUGCCUUGCGUCAUCAAGGCUUGUGCUGGUCUUCUCUUAUUAGGGGUCGGUCGAGGUGUCCAUGGCUGUGCAGUGAAGACUGGUAUGGAAUCAGAUAGUUUUGUGUGCAAUGCUUUGAUUUCUAUGUACGGGAAAUGUGGUCAAGUAGAAGAUUGCGUAAAAGUGUUUGAUAGAAUAACUCACAGAAACAUUAUUUCAUGGAACACGAUGAUCUCCUGUUUUGCCCAAAACAUGUAUGUGGAGGAUUGUUUCAGAGCAUUUGUAGCUAUGCAAAAACUGGAGAACCUUCAGCCUGAUGAUGCCACCAUGGCUAGUCUUCUUCCUCUCUGUGCUUCACAAAUGGAGUUGGAAAUGGGCAAGAUGAUACAUGGGUUGGCUGCCAAGUUGGAGCUAGAUAUGAUGGCGAAAGUAGCCAAUGCAUUGAUGGAUAUGUAUGCAAAGUGUGGGUGUCUUGUCAACUCUAGGACUUUGUUUGACAAGAUGCAUAAGAGGAAUAUUGUUUCUUGGAAUACCAUGAUAGGUGAGUGUUCUAGGAAAGGCAAUCUAGAGGAGGCUUUGGGCCUUCUUUUACAGAUGCAUGAGUUGGGGUUGAAGGCUGACUAUAUUACUAUUUUGGCCAUGUUGCCUAUAUGCGAUGAGCCAAGGGAGUUGGCCAAAUUGCAAGAAAUCCAUGCUUAUGCCAUUAGAAAUGGCCAUCAAUCUGAUGAUUUAGUGGGGAAUGCACUCAUUGCUGCCUAUGCAAAAUGUGGUGCUAUGGAUUGUGCUGAUAUUUUGUUCAAGGGGAUGGGUUUCAAAACGGUGUGUUCUUGGAAUGCUCUCAUAGGUGGGUAUGCGCAGAAUGGGGAUGCAAAUAAGGCAACACAACUCUUCCAUCGCAUGGGUUCUUCAGGCUUGGAACCUGACAGUUUUAGCAUAGGGAGCAUCCUUCUGGCUAGUGCCCACCUUGCAUCGCUGAGAAAUGGCAAAGAAAUCCAUGGCUGUUUGUUAAGAAGAGGGCUUGAAAAUGAUUCUUUCAUCUCAAUUUCACUCCUCUCUUUGUAUGUCAAGUGCCAAGAACCAACGGCUGCUCAGCUGGUUUUCGAUGCUAUGGGAGAAAGAAAUCUGGUUUCUUGGAAUGCCAUGAUCACUGGAUAUUCUCAAAAUGGGCUCCCAAAUCAGGCCAUGGAUGCCUUUCGCAAGAUGCAUGAGGAAGGCAUUCAAGCACGUGAGAUAGCCACUAUGAGUGCCCUUGCAUCUUGUGCACAAUUGGCUUCUCUUAGACAUGGCAAAGAGAUCCAUUGCAAUGCAUUAAAGAGGAACAUCAGUGAUGACGUAUAUGUGGGAAGUACUAUCGUAGACAUGUAUGCAAAAUGUGGUUGCAUAAAUAAAUCCCGAAUUUUCUUCGAUAGAAUGCCAAAUAGAGAUAUUGUCUCAUGGACUGUUAUGAUUGCUGGUUAUGCAAUUCAUGGGUAUGGAAGAGAGGCUCUCUCUCUCAUUCACGAAAUGGAAUUAUUAGGAGUGAGACCUGAUGUCCUCACAUACAUUGGAGUCUUGAUGGCAUGUAGCCAUGCCGGCUUGGUCAAAGAGGCCUUGCAUUACUUUGAAGAGAUGCAAAAGAAGUAUGAUAUCAAACCAUCGAUUCAGCACUACGCAAUUAUGGUCGACAUGUUUGGGCGUUUGGGCCAUCUGAGCAAAGCUAAAAAGCUCAUUGAGGAAAUGCCUAUUGUACCUGAUGCCGGGAUAUGGGGUGCUUUGUUGGGUGCGUGUAUAAUUCAUCAAAACAUAGAAUUGGGGGAGAAAGCAGCUGAAAAACUUUUAGAAUUGGAGGCAAAUAAUGCUACCAAUUAUGUAGCAUUAUCGAAUAUUUAUGCAAGGUCAGGAAGAUGGGAAGAAGUGGGGAGAGUGAGAGCCAAGAUGAAGGAGAUGGAGUUAAGGAAGGAGCCUGGGUGUAGUUGGAUUGAGGUUGGGGGCCAAGUUCAUGGGUUUUUUGCAGGGGAUUGUAGGCACCCUCUUCAAUGAAACCUACAAAACAAUUGAGGGUUUUAGAGGAGAUUGAGGUCAAAGGCCAUCGAAAGGGCAAAUGCUUGCUUUUGCAUGGUUUAGAGGAGAAGGUGAAGGCUAAAAGGUUUUGUAAACGUAAAAAAGCUUGGUUUUGCAUCACUUUAGAGAAGAUUCAGGGGGUUAUGGCUAUGUAAUGGACCAAAGCUUGGUUGUGCUGACUUUAUUUAUAGAUGACCAAGGGGUAAAAGUCUCUGUAAUCGAACACAAGCUUGGUUUUGAGACAAUGAGAGACGUAGGCACAGUUGAGACUGACAAGGAUCUGGGAAUUUGCAGGCGGAUUGUCACAGUGCGGCCAAGCUGGUUUCCAACUUUUCAUGGGAGAAUUUAUAGCGAGGCACUAAUGGUGAAAUUCAUCACCAUCUAUUAAAUUUGGAUGAAUGUCAUGCUAAUUGGUUAUGUCUAUUUAUUAAACUACUGUCAAAUAAAGCUGAUAUAGGGCCACAUGCCAUGUUAUAAGUACGUCCCGGUGAAUUAUUUUAAGAGAGAGAGACUCUGUUUGUAUUUGUGGGGUGAAGUGUUGAUGUUUUGCA
This is a messenger RNA of Amborella trichopoda, 3424 nucleotides long. Its product is annotated as pentatricopeptide repeat-containing protein At1g18485. Gene Ontology annotation, molecular function: protein binding; RNA binding. Gene Ontology annotation, biological process: RNA modification. NCBI's taxonomy places the organism in Eukaryota, Viridiplantae, Streptophyta, Magnoliopsida, Amborellales, Amborellaceae. The record is from RefSeq and is a predicted model, not a curated record.